This is a messenger RNA of Uloborus diversus, 5365 nucleotides long. RefSeq lists its product as uncharacterized. The transcript has 3 exons. Gene Ontology annotation, molecular function: protein binding. Gene Ontology annotation, cellular component: plasma membrane. NCBI's taxonomy places the organism in Eukaryota, Metazoa, Arthropoda, Arachnida, Araneae, Uloboridae. Bases 2010 to 5018 code for a protein of 1002 amino acids. The record is from RefSeq and is a predicted model, not a curated record.
UGUAAUUAAAUUCAAAGGUAAAGUCAUUCUAAUCAAAUGACUAGGUAGAAACUCAAACAAGGAUUAAAUAGGUAAUUAUAUCUUACAUUAAAUAAUAUUAAUAGAAUAAAUUACAAUAUAUAUUUUGCUAAAUACUGAAUAGUGGAGAAUUGUUUACUUUGAAUAAAAAAACAUAUUUUUAAAAUCAGAGGAAAUGUAUCGAACUGUUUAGUUUUAUUUUGUGAAUAUUUAUUUAUGUAUUAAAAUCAACUCAUUUGUAUUCAGUACAUUGAAACUCUUUACAGAAGAUUUUUCGCACACUUUUAAAAUCAACUUCUGUAUCUCUAAGACAAUUAUGCGUUGCUUGUAAGAGUUAGAAAACAAAUUUGAAAGUCAUUUAAAUCAUUGGAAAAAAGAACCAAGAGAUAAAAAUGUUUACUUAUAAUUGAAAGUGAACAUAUAAAUGCAUUUUAUUGCAAUUAGACAUAAUUUCUAAAAAAUAAAUUGAAUUAGCUAUCAAUUUAAGAGUAAGAUCGAAAAUAAAAAUAAGUAUGAGUUAGCUACCGGUAAUUAACGUAGCGUAAUACAAUUUGCGGCAAGUGUGUUAUGAGUGUAGAAUAAAAAAAAAAAAACUUUUAAUAGUUUUUUUCCCCGGACCUAAUCACAUUGUUGUGUGUUUAUUGGUUCACAUUUAAUUACUAAAAACUUUGUCGGAAACCUUUUUAAACAAAAAACUACGAAAAUUAAUAAAUAAUUUAUUGCAUUAUAUUAUGCAAAAUUAUUGCAUCUGAAUAAAUAAAAUAUAUAUAUUUAACAUAUUUACUUCAAACAUGCCUGUUUCGGUUUUAAAUAAAGUUUGCGAGAUGAAAAACCUUUAAUGAAGAGCUCAGAAUUUGUUUUUUUGUUUUUAAGUCCAAAAUGUUCAACUACUUAGCGGACUGAAAAAAAAAAAAAAAAACAUAUAGAACAAACAGUAUUCUUUAAAUAAUUGAAACACAUAUUGAAAAUUACCCCCCCCCCCCCCUUUCCCCAUCCUUUAAUAAUGAUUAUCAAAAUACAAUUACGUUCUGUAAAAAAAAAUAAUAAAGGAAAAUAAAGGAAAAAAUGUCAGUUAUGUUUUUCCAUGUAAAAUAACGCAACGUAUCGUUCAAACUUUGAAAUAUUCGGGUGAAAAGUGCAUUUAAAAAUAGAAGGCUUUACUUCAAAAUGUAACAUAUAGAAACAUAAACAGCUAUGAUCAUUCUUUGAAUCUCCAAAAAAAAAAAAAAAAAAAGAUAAAUCCAAAAUAUAAUUUAGAUAAAACUAAUAAAGAAUACAGCUUUUUUUUUUUUGAAACGCUAAUCUGAAAAGUGAUUCUUGAUUUAGAAGCGAAAGGAGAAAGUUUAUACGGGAUAAAAGGAUUCUAUGAAAAUUAAACAGAAGUAAUAGGGAGAUUUUUCCGUUGGAAUAAAAAAUUAUUGUAACUUCCUCUCUUAAAACUUGAAUUUCUGAAAUUUCUUUUUUAUUUAUACGUCAGUUUGGGAGGGAGAAAUGCCAUCAAAACCUUUACAAACCAAGCAACUAUGAAACAAAAUUCAUCACCUCAAAAGAACAGUUUUAAAGUUUUAAAAAGUAGCUCAAAAAGAGCUACUGCAUCAAAUAAGAAAUAGCUACAAUGUGAACUGAACUUAAGUUAUUUAACACCUGCUUGUAUUACAUAUUUGAAAAGUCAAGCAGAUGAUAUUUGAAGUUGAGUAUCUUUCAUUUAAGACGUUGCCUUCAAUAAAAAAAAAAAAACUUUGCUUAAGCUCCAGAUGUUAAGCUAGCACAUCUAAUCAGCAUGCAAGUACAAAAAGGAGUCAAGACCUACAAAAGUUAGAAACGUAAGUCAAAAGAUUGUUCGUUCUUAACUAAAGAUUCACCACAUAACGAUUUAUUUCGAAUAGUCUACUACGCCAAAUAUAUCACCACUUAUAUUGACAUUGAAAUAACACAACUGGUUUCACAUCACUGAAGCUCAAUUUGCCUAUUCAUUAACUACAUUUGGAUGGAUGGUCGGGUAUUCGAGUAUCAUUAAUUUAAUUGUCAUCGUUUUCAUCGGACUAUUUCAUGCGGGCCGGCUAAGCCGGGAUGCCGGCCGCAGAUGUGGCACUGGAGAGUGGAGUUGCCAUGGCUUGGGCUGCAUUGGACUAAACAAGUUCUGUGAUGGAAUCAGUCACUGCCCAGAUGGAUCAGAUGAGCCUCCAGGAUGUACAAAUUGCAACAGAACGUACUCGGGCAAAGCCGGCAUUAAAUAUCCUCUCAGAGUAACUGGACCUUUCCAGCGUUACCUGCCUUUUGUCUGCAGAGUCAAUUUCGUUGCCAUGGGAAACGAUUUUGGAGAUUUGGUGGAGCUCUCAUUCCUCUCGUUUCAAAUAGGAAGAUUCGAAUUUACCAAAGAUCUUAAUGCAGCUUGUAGAAAAGGAUUCCUGAAAAUAUACGAACCACCCGUUAGCAGUUUAUCGGAGGACGUUCUAAGGCAUCCAAAUUUCGGAAACUUCUGCGGAAAGAUGACUGAAAGGAGUGCAACCUUCUUUUCCAAAUCAAGCAACGUUACCUUGCUGGUUGUUGUUCCCAGCCGUGCAUCAAUCCCGUCCACGUCUACUUUUAGCCUGUUCUUAACUUUUAGGUUCAUGGUAAGAACAAGGACUCGAAACAACCCAACGUUUGUUUCAUCACAGUACGGAAAUCCGAUUCCUGGAACAUUCUGCGAUCGAAUGUUCUUAAACUGUAACUAUCGUCCUUGUAAAAUUAGAAGUCCAAACUUCCCAGGUUUUUAUCCACGAAAUAUCACUUGUAAUUAUCACAUCAAGCAAAUGAUGGUGCCUCAUGCAAAUGUUGCUUCAAUUGUUCUUGAACAAGCAAACGACUACAAAAUAUUUUUGCCUCGUGGAAGUGAGUCAUCUCCAUCUAAUACAGCAUCCACUGUUGGAAGUAAAUCUGCUUUAUCAACCGAUUGCUCGGGUCCCUUUAGUGACUCUAUGAAAAUAUUCGACGGGCCAACUACCAGUAUGCCUCUUUUAGCACAAUUCUGUGGUGAUGGUACGAUGCCAAAAAUAAUAUCCAGUGGACCAGAACUUUUAGUACAACUACAUAGUGCUCCAUAUAGCAUUUUAUGUAGUUCAAGACUGGAAAUUGAAGUGAUCGUAAAAUUUGAACCUGAAAUUGCUGGUUCCAUGCAAAAAGAUCGAAGCAGAUGUGCAUAUGUAAUUGAUGCCAACAGACAUAGACGUUGGGGUAUAAUUACCAGCCCAAAAUAUACAAUGCCGGAAAAUUCUUCCUGUAUCUAUAAAUUUAUUGGUGCAUCAAGUUAUGAUCGCAUUUGGAUUUAUUUCGUUUCUUAUUUAUCCAGAGAACAACAAGAAACAUUGAUUGAGAAAGAACAGAAACAAUCUUGCAAGUCCAGCGUUCUUGAAAUGUUCGAUAGCGAUGAACAGUGGUCCAUUCUAGACUUGAAUGAAGAUUUUGACGCCUACCCCAUGCAAUUUUGUGGUGAAUCUUUGUUACCAAAAAUAUGCGCUCAUGCACUGGAUUAUCCGCCACUUUAUUCUCCUGGUAGACCAUGUUUCUUUCCUGAUGAAAGCUAUUAUUCUUCAGGACCAACUUUUGUGAUUCGACAUUCUUUUCCUUCCACUAUAAACACUGUCGAUUUUUUUAACUACAAUCAUUUUACAGCUCGAUAUGAGUUUGUUGAUACUCGCCAAGAUGGCAUCGCGAUUGGAAGAACUGAAUGCGAUCGCAGGUUUGAUAGUCGAUCUGCAAAAGGAGGUUUCAUCUCCAAUCCAAAAAACGUAUUCUUUUACGGACGUGGAGGCAGACAAAAUGUCUCCUGUGCCUUUCAUUUUGUGGGACUACCUUCAGAAAGAGUGCGAAUUACUAUUUUUAAUGUAAAAUUGUCUAUUUCAAAAUCAGACACUAAGUGUCAGACUUAUUUUGACAGCGUAACUCACAAACAUCUUUGCUUUAUUCCUUCUGAAGAUAAUGCAGGAAGAAUUGCACUUAUAAAGGGGGUUGAAUUCUGGGACAGCCAUUCUGCUACUAUUGGUUGCCUUUGCAACAUAACAUCCCUAGAUAAAAGCACAAAAUACAUUUUUGAUUCCUUGGUUAGCAAUGUAAAGUUGAUUUUUGCUGCGAAUUUUAUGUCUCCGUUAGAAGAUUUUAAAGAUUUUAACUUCGAAGCAAAAUUCGAAUUUUUCAACUCCACACUAUGUGAUACACAUGCCUUUGAUAAGCGUUCAGAUUUCAGUCCAGAAGGGACAAUAGAAUUUCAUGUUCCUUCCGGUAGGACUAACUUCACGAGUGGGGAAGAUAUAUCAAGGCCUUUGAGAUGUCGUUGGGAGAUAAAAGCUGUGACUGAAAAAUAUUUAUAUUUGCAGUUCCGUGGUACAGACUCUCCACCAGACAACUGCAAAGAUGGAGUCUGGGUGCUUGUGUACGUUGACAACUAUCAAUCAAAACCCACUAGCAGGGUCUGCAUAGUAUCAGAAGAUAAAUUUGAUAUUAUUGCUACCAAAGAAUAUCAUGUCUUCUCUCACUCAUGGUUUAAUGACACCCUAAAUUUUGAUACUAAUCAGAAAGAUUUCAUAUUUAUUGAAAUCGUCUCUGAUUCCAACUGGAAAGGUAUCAAACUGCAUUUUCAUUGGAUGGAAGUAACAAAACCAUUUUAUAAAAGUUUAGCUGGCACCCCUCUCAGGAAUGUUGACUGUGUGUUUGAGUGUCCUGAUAUCGGUGCUUGCAUUGAUCCACAUUUCUGGUGUGAUGGUGUUGACCAUUGUCCAUCAGGAUUCGACGAGCUACCUUCAAACUGUCACACCCUAUCUAAAGGAUUAGAAUAUUUAUCUGUCAUCGUAUCUAUGACAGCAGUAGUUCUGCUUAUAGCAGGGUUGCUCAUAGCGUGGGCUUUAGUAAGACAUCGUCACCAUCAUAGGUCUUGCGUUCACGAAAUGAAUGACAGUCCAAAAGACUGCAAUCAUAGGUUGUCACCAACGGAAGAUUAUCAGAUGGAAAGUCCUGUCAGUUGACAAAACAUGAUCCUCAAUUUAUAAAGAGUUUUGAUAUUUGUAAAUUCUUGUAAAAAAGGUGUCUUAAAUCUAAAUGUAUAUAAUGUAACUUUGAUAAAAUGUAACUGAGUUUUAAAACUAUUAAAAGUCUACAAAUGGCGUUGUACAUACAGGCGAGCUCUUAAAAUACAUUUAUUAAUUCCUGUAUAAUCCAAUAUUCCAUGCCGAUAUUUUUUAUGGAAAUUGUAUUUAUUUAAUUAAAUUGAUUGGCAAAUUUAUGUUUAAAAAAUCCUACACCCUUAAACACUAAUCAUACAAAGCAUUAAAAAAUUUUAGUCUCUAUGAAACUUUAAGAACAAAUUAAUGGU